UUGGGUGUACAUGUCCGCCAGUACAAUCCUGAACGGUAGACGAAAUCGCGAUGGUCGUACCAAGAUAACUAAAAACUCAUCAGAUCAUCACAUUUAGCUACAUUUUGUCAUAAUUAUGAGAGGGGAGAAAUCAAUUAAUAAAGAAAUUGUUGGUCAAAUUUAAUUUUCAUUGAUGGCUUGAUACUAUUUUCGAAAGCUAUUGACAUAAAAACAAUAACAAAAAAUGAUUCUGUUUGUAAUUUUAUGCGCCACUGGUCUUUUAUCUUUGGGACAAGCUAUCAAUCUCGACGUACAUGCUCUUUAUGGUGUCAUUCCUCAAAUGAGUGCCUCAAACAUCGCUCCUGCAGUAGAACUCGCCAUCGAAGAGAUCAAUCGUCGUGUCGAUGAUCACGGAUACAAUAACUUUUCAAUAACUGUUCAUCCUCACGUCAGUCGUUGCUUUGUGAGUUUGACAGCCAGCGCCAUUGCCGCGGAACAGUACUACAACGGCGAUGGUCGAGUGGCAGCGUUUCUUGGACCCUCUUGUAGCGGUCUAAUGAGAGGUGUUGCUGAAUUGAGUGCAAUAUGGGGCGUCCCAGUACUCUCUGGACUAACUACAUCCUUAGAAACAUCGGAGAAGCGAUUUUACAAAACAUUGACGAGAUCCACUCUUAUAUUAGCUGCAGGAUACGGCUAUGCUGUUGAGACUUUGGUCAAUCAAUUCAAUUGGGGAACAGCGGCAUGGUUAUGGAUAGGAAGAGGAUAUCAGGUGGUUCACGUUUCAGCUGGUAAACGUCGUUUCGAUGAAAUAGGCGUAACAUAUAAAGAAAUCCUUACAUUGGACUAUGCAAGCACAGAACUAGCAUUGGAAGAUACUAUUUCAUCCGCGAGAGUCAUCUUCAUGGCCGUGGAUGGAGAUACUUUACGAGAGAUCAUGCUCCAUGCCUACGAUUUAGAUCUUAUCAACGGAGACUACGCUUUCAUUAACAUCAUCCCUUUUCGAGAUGAACAGUUGUUCGGGAACGACUCAUGGAAGCGUGGUGAUGAUCGCGAUGCAGAGGCCAAGGUCGCUUAUCAAGCUUUGAUGACGAUUCGUGUUUUUGAGCCUACGUCAGAAGCUUACCGAGAGUUCGAACAAAAUGUCAUUGAAAGGCAAAAAAGAGACUUUAAUAUUACUGAUUCCGACUCUGGCUCGAAUAUCUUCUUGGCUUCUGCAUUCUAUGACGUAAUGAUAUUAUAUUCAUUGGCAAUUAAUGAAACAAUCGCUGAGGGAGGAGAUGUAUAUGACGGUCAUGCUGUUACCAAGAAAAUGUGGAACAGGACAUUCGACGGGUUAUACGGAAAAGUGAAAAUCAAUGAGAACGGUGAUCGUGAUUCAGAGUACUCCCUUUGGGACAUGACAGAUACGGAGAACGGUACAUUCGAGGUGGUUGGUAACUUUUAUUUAACAUCAUCUGGAUUGAAAUACACACCAGUCCCUGGUAAAUCAAUUAAAUGGCCAGGAGGUGCAACUGGACCUCCGAGAGAUACACCGCUCUGUGGAUUCUACAAUGAAAAUCCUGAAUGUCAACCUGACGGGAGGCUUUCAACUCUUGCCAUUUCUGGGAUAGCUGCAGCCUCAGUGAUACUCUUAUCGGUUCUUAUCCUAGUCCUUGUAUACAGGAAAAUGCGUCUAGAUGCUGAACUUCUUCGUAUGUCUUGGAAGCUGUCUUGGGAUGAACUUGUAUUUCCGGAAGAAACCAAGUCGGGACAGUCAAAGUUUUCUGGCUCUUUCGUAACCUCCAUUGGACAUGGAACAUCACAUCAGAGACAGAUGUUCGCAACUGUAGCCAACUUUAAGGGUCGACUGGUGAUGAUCAGGAGGAUUGAGAAAACCAAACUAGAUUUAACUCGGGAUGUACUAAAAGAACUUAAUUAUUUGCGUCAAGUGGAGCACAAUAACCUCGUUCGUUUUGUGGGCGCAUGCGUUGAUGCCCCAAACAUUUCAAUAAUUUCAGAGUACUGCCCCAAAGGAAGUCUUCAGGACAUCGUGGAAAAUGAGGCUUUACAACUCGACAAUAUGUUUAAGAAUUCUCUCAUUACUGAUGUUAUGCGUGGACUGCACUACCUACACAACAGUGUUAUCGUUCUUCAUGGUAGACUAUCAUCAUCAAACUGCGUGGUCGACAGCCGGUUCGUUCUCAAGCUCACUGACUACGGACUCGCCACAUUUAGAGACAUCGAUAACAGCGAAGAUCAUUCGGCAAAGAACCCACAGAAAAUGCUAUGGAAAUCUCCCGAAAUACUGAGAUCACCCGAUCAACAGCCAACUCAGAAGGGCGACAUCUAUAGUGUCGGUAUUAUCAUGCAAGAAAUCGUCUCAAGAGCGCGCCCAUUCGAGGAAGAAAGAAACACAAUGGAAAUAGAUGAAAUCAUUAAGAAGCUGAAAGAGACGAAUGUGCCCCCUUUCCGUCCUAAGAUUGACCCUCAAAUGUGUACUGAUGAAAUUCGGUCUAUCAUACAAGCAUCUCCAUUAAUAACGGUGGUUGCUUUUACUUGCACGCUGUAA
Molecule: messenger RNA, 2527 nt
Organism: Lytechinus variegatus (green sea urchin)
Lineage: Eukaryota; Metazoa; Echinodermata; Echinoidea; Temnopleuroida; Toxopneustidae
Product: atrial natriuretic peptide receptor 1-like
Exons: 16
Coding region: 224-2527 (767 amino acids)
Biological process (GO): protein phosphorylation; receptor guanylyl cyclase signaling pathway; cGMP biosynthetic process
Cellular component (GO): membrane
Molecular function (GO): natriuretic peptide receptor activity; ATP binding; protein kinase activity
Source: RefSeq, a predicted model, not a curated record